ACCAGAUAUUCCCCAAGAAAUGCGAGUGACAGGAAGUACAAGCCGAUCAGUGGAUCUGUCUUGGUCACCUCCAUAUAGCGGAAACAGUAGAUUGCUAAACUAUCUUUUGACAUAUGAAGAAGAUGAGAAUAAAGAAGCAAAAAGUCAAGACACUGAUAUGAAGCCAAUUACCAUACCUCCAUCAGAAACAACGUGGUCUAUUAAUGGUUUAGUUCCAAAUACAAAGUACUCUUUUCGAAUAUCGGCUGUAAACGCGUUGGGAGAAAGUGAAGCUAGUAAUCCUGUGACAGUUACUACUGAAGAAGAAGCUCCUGGAGGGCCACCUCUGACCAUAAAAACGCUGCCUUUGUCUUCAACAGCAGUAAAAGUGUUGUGGGAACCUCCUGAUGCAACCUUACAAUUUGGAAAAAUAAAAGGCUAUUAUGUGGGAUACAAGAGCAAAAAUUCAAAAGAUAAGUACGUUUACAAGACUUUGGAAGAUAGUGAAAACUUCCGAGAAGAGAGAAUUCUCACCAAUUUGCAAAGACAUACGAAAUAUUUGAUUAGAGUUCAGGCUUUUAAUAGCAAAGGAGCAGGACCACCAUCGGAUGAUGUAGAAGUCGAAACAUUAAAAGAUGAUCCACCUCGACCACCAUCGUUAGAAGUGCUGAGCGUGACGUCAUCAUCAGUCACUUUGAAAUGGAAGAAGGAUACCACAGAUAUCGGUUCUGCAACCGGUUAUGUGAUUCACUACAAAAAGGAUUACGGAUCUUGGAAGACAGAAGAAGUGUAUGGAGAUGUUAAUACAUACACUUUAAAUAAUCUACAGUGUGGAAUGCGAUAUGAUUUUUAUAUUACUGCAAUGAACGGGAAUGGUGAGCAAAGUGAGACAGUAUCUGGUAGAACGAGUGGAAGAGCUCCCAUUGCUCCUGAGAAAGAAGAACUGCUGGUGGUAAACGCUACAUCUGUAACUAUUCAACUGAACUCAUGGAAAAGCGGCGGUUGUCCAAUAACACAUUUUGAAAUAAAAUAUAAACAGCAGAGACAGAAAAACUGGAUACUAUUCGCUGAUAGAGUGUCUUCUAACAAGAAAAGCAUAACAAUAUCUAGUCUUGCCCCAAGCACCUGGUAUCAGUUAAAACUGACAUCGCAUAAUGAAGCAGGGCCUACAGAAGCAGAGUAUAUGUUUACGACUGGAGCAGCGGUUAAAGGAGCUUUACCAGAUACAGUACUAGUGAGCGGAGAACCUCUUCCAUUUUAUUUGGAGUUGGAAGUUGUUUUGCCUGUUUCUUUGUCUUUGGUUGUGGUAGUAGCUGUACUCGUACUUGUAUGUCUAAUUGUCCGAAAGAGAAAUCCUACUGAAACUUCUCAAACAGCAAGUACUACAUACGUUUCUAGAAAAUCUCAAGCUGGUGAAUCGGUACAUUUAUGUGAGAUGGAGAAGUCCACUUACCAGCGUCCUGUCAGUCGUGCAGAUCCUAUCUAUUACCCAACGCCGUAUGCUACAACGCACAUUGCAGAUGGCCCUUGCAGGAAAUCAUUUGAAGCAGAAGAGAGAGAGCUUCAAGAAGAACCUCAAUAUGCAACUGUAAAAAGGACAGCAAGACCUCCUAAAUCUGAUGUACAUAUAUAUCACUAUCCUGUUCACAUUCCCCUAGAGCUCUUAGAUGAACUCCAAGCAACCUCGUCCCAGUGGGAUGACGGGGGAAGGUCUUCCAUUUUGGAUACUGGAGGAUACAUAGGUCGAAGAAGUUCAAGAGUUACGACUUAGUUUUUGUUACAUUUUAGGAAGAAAUAAACAAACAUUAUGCUGAAAAUAGCAGCCAAGCCUAUGAAGUCUUUACACCUGAUGAGUGGCCUAGAGAACUGACGUCACCUUCCUGAUCUGUGAUGUGCUGUGCAUAAUUCGCCUGUGAGGAAAUAAUUGUAAUCUGUAACUUGGAAAUUCAUCCGUGCAGCAGUAUCAGGCGUCAUGAGAGAUACAACCAUAAUUGUGAUGACUGCUUUUUUAUGCUAUUCAUAAAAAUGUUAUGUAUCUAGUGUUAACUGCAUUUAUUUAACAAUGCAUUUUAUUUCCAAACUGCCAGAGGUUUACUAUACAUACAUAUAUGCAUAUAUAAGUUUGUUGUGUGUAUAUAUAAGUUUUUUUUUUUAAGAAAAUGUGAUUUUAUGGUUAGAUAUUUCAUUUCUGUUAAGGUACAUGAAAUGAAAUCAAGUCGUUUAAUCAAAGUAUAGCCUGCUUUGAACGUUGUAAUGAUUUUAAUGUAUAAAUGUUAGAAUUCUUGUUAAACGUUAUGAAAAAUGGUAUUGUUGAAGAUCUUUAUCAGGUUAUAUUAUCUGUUAUGUUAUUUGUAAUUCCACGGGUGUUAAACCAUGUAUAUUUGAAACAUUAUUAAAAUCAUUGUAUAUAUUGAUUGAAAUUAUUAUAAAUGGUCAAAUUGUUCCUCUAAAAUAAAAACUUCUUUAAGUUAUAUGUUUGAGAAUGGUAAGAAUAAGAAAUAUUGUUUUCUGCUGAUCUAUAAUAAAAGUUUAAUUUUGUCAAAAUAUUAUGCAUAUAACUGAAAACAAAUUAUUUAUUUAUUGACCUCCAACUUGAAAGAACCUAAAAUCAUUAAAAGUUUUAAUAAACUGCUGCUUUAUUAUUGUCUGUUUUCUGAAAUAUCUAAUAGCAUUAUUUAUGUAACAUUUGUGAAAUUAUAUACCUUCUUAUGAUAUAAUGGGAAUUUAUUCCUAUUUUUUUUUACUUUCGGGUAAAUCGGUUUCAUCCGCAAGUUAAGAACUUGAACUUCAUCACCUUAAAUAUAGAAAGAAUUAUUAUAAAAUUGUGCAUUGAUUCAUAUUCUUUUCUCUGUAUUAGUAACCGAAAACAAAUACUUUUGAAAACACUUGUGCUGUUUAUGUAUUUUGGUAAAGAUACGAAUCUGCCAAGAGUAAAACUUUGAAAACUCAUAACGUAAAUAAAAUUGUUCAAUUCUUUUGAUUUUCGUAAUAUAACAAGUGAAAAGGGAUUUUUGUAAGAAACUUUUUUCCAACGUAAAAGAUUACACCAAAUCUACAAGGUAUUUGAAUUUAGCUUAUAUAUAAUACAGUGUGCGUCAGAAAACGUGUACACUCUUUAAUAGAAGGUAUCUGCAUUUUGAUUUCAAAUUUCAAUUAUCCUUAGAGUACGUACUGUAUAGUGUUUGCUCACAUGCCGACACUUUCAUAAUAAUAAAGUAUAACGCAUAUGAAUUAAAAUAGCCUUAGGUAACUUUAAAAGACGUCGUCUUGAGUAAGAAAUCGGUUAUACUGGAGGUCCGUCAAGAAAUUACAGAGGCAUGUGGCCAACGUUGUUCAAGCAAGCGCUCAUUGUUGUUCUAUGUGUCUGGUCUCUAAGGCUUGGUACAAAUGAAGGCUUUCCGAUUAUAAGAAUUUGUGGUUCUAGGCAUAAAAAUCAUGAAGUCCAUUCAUACCUGUUUAACAGAGUUUAGGCCGCAGCCAAUCAGGGAAGGUUAAAUUCCGCAUGCACAAAUGUGCAGCUGGCUCAGUGAAACCGUCGACCGAAUGACAGAUGGGGUUGCUUCGCUAUGGUUGGUCGGUUCUUAUACAUAGUUGGUAUAAAAAUGAAUGUUAGAACUUUUAGGCAAAAUUCUGAAGCCAGUUUUUGUACGUAUCAAGGUCGGGUUUCCUAGCAACGAAACUCGGGUUAUAUUUCUUAUGAAAAAGAAUCAUCUUGUAAACGGAGCCUGAUGUACAUCACUCUGACUCUCUGAGCGCUGUAAGUAACUGUAAAGGUACACGUGUAGGAAGACUAUUAAACACAACCUAGCUUUUGACAUGUGUGAUCAUGUUAACCAAUAAUUAAGUUCAGUACUAGCACACAAACAAGAAUUUUCUUUCUUUAAAGUACGCAUAGGUUUUGUUGAUGGACCCUAUAUUAAUAUAUUUUAUUUUGGCAUGACGUAAGGACUGAUAGCAUAGAUAAUUUACGUUUAACUAUUAAAAAUCAGAAAAAAGAAUUAACUCGCUUUUCUAAUUUUAGAAACUGAAAUCAAAAAUAUUUUCUUAAUUACAGUCAGAGAGAAUCUCUAAUAAAAAUUUAUCUCAUAAUACUUGAAUGAGUAGAGAGCGUUAUGUAUAUAUAAUCAUGUCGCUACAUUUUUUUCCUUAUAUGCAUUUUCUGAUUCAUUUUUUAAAAACGUUCUUUACGAAACCAUUUGAAUUAUAAUUAAUUUGUAAAUGCGAAACUCUAUUCUGCUGUACUGAAAGUAAAAAUUAGGCAUUUAUUUACAUAUAUUUAAUUAGUUACAAAUAAAUCAAUUUUCCCUUUUAUUAAAUUAAGAGUGCUUUGUAACUCUUGUUGUAGCUAUUAUUUUUGUUGUAGCUAUUAUUUAUAAUAAUAGCUACAACAAGAGUUACAAGCUACAACAAGUGUUACAAAGCACUCUUAAUUAUUUAUAAUAAUAGCUACAAGCAUUAUUUAUAAUAAUAGCUACAACAAGAAUUAUAUUUUAUUAUUUUAUCAAUAACUAGUUAAAAUUAUUCAUAUAUGCUAUAUAAUAUACUGAGGAAAUACAUUUACAUACCGGCUAGCCACAAAUUAUAUUUAGUAUAUAAAUCUUCGAUGAUUUCUUGAUAGGAUAAUUAAAGAAAAUAGAUGAUUUGAUAAAUAAGAAUCCCGGAUGAUUUGAUAAAUAAAUGAUUUGCUUUUUUAUGUUGGAAAAUCAAACAUCUUAUAUCAAUCGUAUCAACUGCACGAAAUUAAGAAAAUUUGUGAAAACUUAUGUGAAACCUUUUUUUUUAAAUUAUGCAAAAAUUUCAUUAACCCAUCCCCUUACAAUAAAAAUUGUUUCUGUCAGGAGCUUAAAUAUGAUAUCGAAUAAAAAAAUAAACAACUGUUUAAACAUAAUAUCGAAAAAAAAACUUAUUGCCAAAACAUUCAUAUACAAGUUUUAAGUUUAUAUUGUUAUAAUGCUAAAUUUAAGAAAUGUUUUCUCAUUCUUAUCCGGCACAGUUUUUUUUUUAUGUUCGUAUAUCAUAAUGCUAUAUUUUGCUAUAUUUUCAUAAUACAGUUUUAAAGGGUAAUAAAAGUUACAAAAUAGGAAAUAAAUGACGACUUCAUAGGAUUACUUUGAAAAUGCUAUAUUUUGUACGAAGUUAUGCAUUUCAAAUUGAAAUUGGGGGAAAAUUUGUUUUUGAAAAUUAGCAAAUAUGUUCGUUUUUAAUUACCUUUGACUUCAUAGGUUUAUUUAUUACUCAUAGAUUAUCAUAGGUUUAUUUAUUAUUUUCAAGAUGUUAUAUCAUGUUUUAAGUUAUAUAUUCAAAUGUAAAUUGAAAAAAAAUAGUUUAGAAAAUAAGCAAAUAUAUAGUAUUUUAUGUUAAAAUAUUAUGAGCUAUAAUUCCACUCUCAUAAAUGUAUGAAAACUCAACAUGUGUAAGAGAAUUUUCUAUAGAAGCUUGUAACCUUCUGAAUUCUAUAACAUGCAUAUAUAUGUUGGUUUGCAAUUUUAUGCAUUGAUAGAGCAGUUCUUCCAAAUAAUUAUUACGUCACAUGAAACGUAGAGCAUAUUUCACUUUAAUGUGAUAAUAUUUCAUAUGGUUCAAUUAUUAUGGCAGCAGUUUUCUUUCAAAUGUUAUUACAAAUGUAAUAAAAUUAUUACAAAAGAGCACGUUUCUUGCAUAGAACUGUAUUAUUCAGUCACAAUAGAAAUAGUUCAAGCGUUUUCGAUAACUUAAGUAUUCAGCCAACUAUGGUGCUUUGAUAUAAAGUCUAUACUUGAAAUAUAUUUCGAUCUCAAUCAGCACAAAAUAAAAUAAUUUAACUUGUUGUUUUCCAAUGAAUUAUUUAUGAAUGCAAUUUAUGCAUUGAAUAUAUGCGAGUUCCUAAUAGAGAAAAUCUCUAAUAAAAAUAAACAUAAUAUUAUUUACAUAAGUUGAGAUUUUAAGAAAACAAAUUAUGCGCCAACGUUAAUCUGUUACAGGUUGUUGUAUUGCCCAUUAUAGGGAAUAAAGCAAUUAAUAAAGAAAAUAAAUUGGCAUUCAAAAAGUCUAAUAGGAAUUUAAUGUGCUUUUAAGUAGUUAACAUUGAAAUGAUAGUUACUAUGAAUUAUUACCGAGUUUAAUAAUCGAGUUAACUGCAAAUUCCAGUUAUGAAGAUUUGUUGAAAAUGAUAAGUUGUCUAACAAAAAUCACCCAAACUGAGUAAAUAAAAACAGAUUUGGGAACAAUGAAAAUUUACAAAACCAGGAUAAUCACAUGAAAGGAUUAUUGUAUUAUUGAAAAGUUAAUUCAAAUUCAGUUUUAUUGCAGAGCUUAUAGAAAUAUUUCAUGUGUACUUAAAUUUAUAAUGGAAUCAUAACAUAGUAAAGAUUUUCAGAAUCUUAAUAAUAAGUCAUUUCGAAUAAUGUAAUGAUAAUCUGUUUUUUUAUUAUUGAAUUUGACAAUGAUGCUUUAAAAUUUUCAAGUUAAAAAUGAUACUUUUCUUCAAUUUUUUGGUGUUGAAUGUAAGAUAUGGAGGAAUAUUUCUGUGAAUUGAAUCCGUUUUAUUCAUAUGUAAGUCAUAAAGUUGAUUAAUAUUAAUUAUUUCGUGUAUUUUGCAUGUGACUGAUUUAAUCUGUAAUUAGAAAAUGUUUACCUAACUGUGGAAUUUGAACCAUGCUUCAGGAAAAUUGCUAACGAAAACUAUUUUUUUAUUCCUUAUACUUCUAUUUAUAUAUAAAUUAUAUACCCUUUAAUUCUCAUUAUUCCAUUAAUCUUGACCAGAAAGACGCAUUAAUAAGUAAGUAUUUUAAAUAUUUUCUAUAAAUUGGAUAGAAAAGAUUAAUAAUUACACCUGUAUGAUAUAAAUAUCUUUCUUUAAAGCAAUGGUUAAUAUAAUGAAAUCAUUCACGCCACUUUCGGUGAAACAAAUCAAAGAGCUAGAUUAGCUAUACCAAAUAUAUUUUUACAAUGAAAACUUCAGGUUUAAAUUUUGUUUCUAAGCAUAGUUCGCUUUUCACUAACAUUUGUAAAUCAUUUUCUAAAAAAUGUAUGUUUUUUUCAAUAUUUCUCUGAUGGACUUUAUUUUUCCCAGAGAACAAUUUCAAAUUUAAUCCAAGCAUUUUUUAUUCUCUUUUUCAUACCAUAUGUCAACUCUCAUAGCAGCAGCGUCAUUUAUAUGGUAUUGAAUUUUUAAUUGAAUUGUUCCAGAAUUAAUUUAAUUUUAGGUCAUGUAUUUGAUGUCUUCCUUGGCAUAAUUAUAUACACGCCUUGUUAAAAACAAACGUCUUGUACAUUUAUAUGCUUAGAGUAGAGCUCAUUACUUAUGUGGAAAAUGUUUUACGCAUUUGUCGUUAAUACUGAAUCAUUUUAAAAAUUACAAUGUGCUUCCUGCCUUUCAUUGAAUAAUAGAAGGGCUACAUAUUUGUUAUCAACUGGUCAAAAGCUAAAUUUUGUAAAUAUGCUUGUACAAAAUGAAUGUUAAUGUUAGAUCGAGAUUUAUGAAUAAAAUAUGUUUGCUAUGACUGAG
Stegodyphus dumicola is the source of this 7465-nucleotide messenger RNA. RefSeq names its product cell adhesion molecule Dscam1-like. NCBI's taxonomy places the organism in Eukaryota, Metazoa, Arthropoda, Arachnida, Araneae, Eresidae. Gene Ontology annotation, molecular function: protein binding. Gene Ontology annotation, biological process: cell-cell adhesion. The record is from RefSeq and is a predicted model, not a curated record.